Molecule: messenger RNA, 3847 nt
Organism: Anarrhichthys ocellatus (wolf-eel)
Lineage: Eukaryota; Metazoa; Chordata; Actinopteri; Perciformes; Anarhichadidae
Product: CD166 antigen homolog
Exons: 16
Coding region: 210-1892 (560 amino acids)
Biological process (GO): cell adhesion
Cellular component (GO): plasma membrane
Source: RefSeq, a predicted model, not a curated record
CCGGCUCCUCCUCCUCGUCCUCGCAGUCAGCUCUCUCUGUAUUUAACCUGCGCUCCCUUCUGACACUGUGGUAUGUUUCGGACUUUCCACGCCUCUUCCAAACCACAGUGACAUAUCUGCGGGGCAUAUUUGUUGAGUCCAGACCGACUUGAGCUCCUCGUCUCUCCAGGACCACCAGAGGUAUCCACAGAACCGCUUUCUCUCUGAGGAUGGACCACGCUGCUGUGCUGCUGCUGGCUCUCGUGAGCGCCGGGACGCUUCUCCAAGGGUGGGCAACAGAAGGUGUGACUGCCUUGUAUGGAGAGAUCAUUGUUUUACCAUGCAACAAAGGAGCCCCGGCGCCAGAGGAUUUGAUGUUCGUCAAGUGGAAAUACGAGAACAAUGACGACACUGCGGGCGAUCUGUUGAUCAAACAGGCCCGCAAUGACCAAGCCACGGUUCAGGCCACUGACGAUUACGCCGAGAGGGUCAGCAUCGAUGACAAGUUCAGCCUGCUCAUCACCAAGGCCUCGCUCAAAGACCAAAAGACCUUCACCUGCAUGGUGGUGUCCGGCUCCAACCUCAUGGAGUACCCGGUCUCUGUCGCCGUUUACAAGAAACCGUCUUCAGUCCAGAUUAUGGACAAGACUGAAGUACUGCAGAAGGACAAGGCAACAACGGUGGGAACUUGUGUUGCGGCGGAUGCAAACCCUGCAGCUACGAUCACAUGGAAAAAGAAUGGAAAGCUGUUGGUAGCCGAUGGGAAAGCCGUUGUGAUCAACCCAAGCAUGAAGGUGGAUCCAGCCACAGGCCUGUCCACCACCUCGUCCACCCUCCAGUAUGCCGCUUCGAAGGAGGACGCUGUCUCAGUCUUCGCCUGUGUGUCUUCACAUAAGCUGAGCAGUCAGGAGACAGAGCUGGAGCCCUUUCCCAUUCACUAUCCAUCAGAGAAGGUGAGCCUCCAAACAAUGUCCAAGGGACCCAUUGUAGAAGGAGAUAACGUGACGCUGAAGUGUCACGCUGAUGGCAACCCUCCACCCAGCUCCUUUUACUUCCACAUCAAGGGCCAGAAAAUGCUGGUGGAAAAUUCGGACACCUACACUUUGGCCGCCAUCAGCAGAAAGGCCGGGGGUGAAUACAAAUGCUCUCUGGUUGACAACGAGAAAAUGGAGGCCUCCCAAAGUAUCGUCGUUAGCUACAUGGACCUGAGUCUGACUCCCACUGGAAAGAUUGUGAAGGCCGUAGGAGACACCUUGUCCGUGACGAUGGAGAAGAGCACCUCGGGUGAAGCUAAAGUUUCAUGGACAAAGAAUGGAAAGGCCCUGAAGGAGCCGCUGUUUAACAGGUUGACCUAUGCUGAUGCAGGACUCUACGUAUGUGAGCUUUCCAUGACUGGCCUCACGCGACAUCAGAGCUUUGAACUGGUUGUAGAAGGAAAGCCUGUGAUCACCAGUCUAACCAAACACCUCGCUGAUGAUGCCAAUUCCAAGGUUUUGACCUGCGAGGCUGAGGGAGUACCAGAACCCAACUUCCAAUGGAGCGUCAAUAGUACAGAUGAGGAGAGCUCCUACACCAACGGCAAGGCCACCCAUAAGAUCUCUGUGAUCCCCAAGGUGAACCUGACAGUCACCUGCAGCGUCAGCAACAAGCUGGGAGAAGAUAUCAUGACCAUCAAUGUUUCCUCCGUUUGUAAGGAGGAGAAGAAGGAAGAAGGCUCUCCGGAGGAGUCAGAGGACCAGGCUAAGCUCAUCGUGGGAGUGGUGGCAGGGCUCCUCAUAGCUGCUGGCUUGCUGGGACUCAUCUACUGGCUCUACAUGAAGAAUGCAAGACAAGGAAGCUGGAAAACUGGUGAGAAGGAGGUGGGAACAUCUGAGGAGAGCAAGAAACUGGAGGAGAAUAAUCACACUGUUUAAAGGCACUCAGGCUGCGCUACAUGGGAUGACAGUGGGGAAGAAGCAGCCAUGCAACAUCAAAAAUACAGACUCCCAGUUGGUUGCUGACACGCUCCAUCAGGCUCCACAGCAGCAGCAACACUCAGUGUAAUCUUCCACCAAGUCCUGCCCACUGCCUGCUGUCCCACCGCACUGUUACUGUUUCAUUGUGUUCCUGGUUCCUGCUCAAUGCUCCCUGUGAUCUUUUGUUCUGAGCUCUCAGGCUGUGUGGUGGUUUUUUUACCGCUUAGUUCUUCCUUUAGGAUUUUUUGUUUGCUUGUUCGUUCCUGAAUUUCUUCAAAGAAUGUAAAUCCCUUGUACACUUUUUGUAUAACAAAUUACGAUGUGUCUGCCCUCGCUGAGCAUGCCAAUGUUUCUUUUUAUUGUUUCUUUUUACGUUUUGUGCGCUGUGUGUGAAAAGCCUUUGUUUGGCUGUGCUCAGAGAAAACAACAGCUGACUGCUGUUUAACCUGCUGAAACAUCUCUUACCCUCCGAGCCCUGUCUGUCUAGUUCAUCUACACAAAGACUCCUACAUAUGUUGAUGUAAUAUGAAUGAUUUCUAUACAUAUGUGCAGUUUAUUUUAACUGUGACCAAAACAAAAUGGUAUCAAUCUUAAAUUUCAUUUGUGUAGCUGUAAAUAAGACACCUUCAAAUGAAGCAUUAUGACACACACAACCACUGAUUAGUUGUUUAUGUAACUUAUGUCAUUUCUGACCACCUUUUCUCCAUCUCAAGAGAGACCUUUUUGAAUUCCUUUAUGUUGCAAAUAGUUUUAUCUGAAAAGGCAAGACGUCCUCAGAGAGGUGAAACAAAAUGUACGAAAUGCAAACAUGUUUUUUGCUUUUUGCUUUCUUUUAAUAGUUUCAGCUGAUUUAGUUGAAUACACUACAUUGUUAUCUUCAUGUCUUCACCUCUAUAGUUCCUGUACCAUUUUUUUGUUCAUGCUUUAAUUUUUGAUGAGCUUUACUUAAUGCCAGGUCUGAAAUCUGUUGUUGUGUUUUUGAUGUAUUUAUAUUCUGUGUGCUCCCUCCCUGGAUGGCGAUGCUGCAGCAUCAAGUGUUGGAAAGGUUUGGGAGUUACAUGAACGUGAAUAAGGUUAUACAGUAUCUGUGCUUAUUCUCUGCUGUGUUAUUAUUAUUUUGUCAUUUUUAGCUCAGUGAUGUGAAGGAUAACUCAUACUGAAGACGGUGGUUAUGAUUGGCAGAUCAGAUGGUGGCUCUCUGUCAAUCAAUUAAUCAAUACAUCCCACAAUGCAACACCCCAAUGACCCGCCAAGGACAAAGGGUUAAGACAGUGGAAGAACAUCGGUUCAUUGGUAACAUUUAUAGCUCAGUUCACAUCAUGUAAACUUGCUGAAUACAUUCAUAAUGACUCAAGUUGUUCUGAUAAAUAACCAUUUUCCACCCUGAAUAUAUACUGUCACCAAUAGCCAGACUCAUAACAUAUUUGAGUCGUCAUCUGGCAGCAACUUCCUUGUAAUUUAAGGAUGGACACGUGGAACUGUUUGUAGACUGGAAGAAAAGUACCAAUUACAGUAUUUUAAGUUGACUUUGUCAUGAGCUUCAGAUGCAGAUAAUGUUGGCUGAUCAUAAAACACUAAACGUUAACUUGAAGGAACCACGCACCAGUUGAUCUUUUGUUUGUCUUGCCAAAGUGAAGCAAACGGAUGACAUUCCAUUCUCUUACUUUUUGUUUAACUGUAGAAGUUACCAAUGUAGAGCACCUCCCCACACAGCAUGACAGCGGCGGAAUCAUAUUGUGGGAUGGUUGCGAUCAACACUUUAAGCACCUAGUCCUCAUGCCUUUUGUUCCUUUUCAAAUAAACAGGUCAACAGUGAAACCAAAGAUGGUGAGAUGAGAAGGCCAUAGUAGUGUUGUAAAUACAGACUUCUGCUUUUCUACGUUGUUGACAAUAAAGUGUACAUUUUGAAAGAC